CACCACAGCAGCACUUCUUCCGUUACCUUUUUUUGCUUAUAUACGACGUGUGUGACGUACAGCUACACAGCAUAUCCCUAAGCAGACGUUAUUGUCUAGAAAAACGCGAGCUGCUGGCAACUGGAGUUUGCCUUGUAAUCUCGAGAUGCUGACAACCAAAGAGUUCCGCCAACUCUUCUUGGAGAUCGUGGGCUUGGGGACCAACCAAAGAAAAGCCAACAUGGUGUCUGGUGGAAUGUCCUGCGUGAAGUAUUUACUCUUCACAUUCAACCUGUUGUUUGUGAUUUCUGGUAUAGUAAUUGUAUCAGUUGGUGCACUUGCUCUAAGUAAUUUUUCAUCUUAUGAUACCUUCUUUGGUGGGAGUGUCAUUGCGGGACCUGUGCUGCUGCUUAUUGUUGGAAUCAUAGUUUUUAUAGUUGCAUUUUUUGGUUGUUGUGGAGCGCUGAAGGAAAAUCAUUGUAUGGUAGUUACAUUUUCAGUGCUACUUUUGAUCAUCUUUGCCAUGGAACUAGGAGGGGGCAUAGCGGGUUAUGUCUUGAAGGAUGUUUUGAAAGAUGAUCUAGAUACUCAGUUGAACAGCACACUUUACAAAUAUGAAAGUAACGAAGAUAUUAAAAAGGCGUGGGACAUCAUGCAAACAGAUCUAAACUGCUGUGGCAUCAAUGGUCCUGAUGACUGGAAUAAGGCAGGGCUGAAGGUUCCUGCCUCGUGCUGCCCCAGCUAUGAUCUUAAUGAGAUGUGCGCAUCCAAGCAGUACGACAAAGGUUGCAUGGACGCACUAGAAAAAUUAAUCAGUCACCAUGCUGUAGUACUUGGCGGCGUUGGCAUAGGAAUUGCAUUUGUUCAGCUGGUUGGUGUAAUCCUAGCAUGCUGCUUGGCCAAGUCAAUUCGAAAAGAAUACGAGACAGUAUAAAGCGGUGGUGUACCUUAUGUACUUGUUCAUUUUUUUGUUUGUUUUUGCGAUUGUCAAUUUGUGUGCAUAUAAGGAUUUUCUAAGUUUUGUGGCAUCUUUAAGGUAGUGCUUUGGAAGUUAAAUGAAUCUCAUUUUGUGGAUCUGUAACUGAAAUACGUGCAGCCUGAAUGGUUGUAAUUUGUGUAAGCACUGCUACUUUAUAAGACUGUAAUUUACAUUUCUUUAGUAAUGUUUAGGAUGUAUAAGCAUUUACAGACAUCUUACAUGUGUAUCUUCUCAUUAGCCAUGUCUUAUUUUAUAUGCAGUGUUAUAUUUUUGACAGUAUUUCCAAUUGACUCCUUUAUUAAUUUUAAUUGAAAGUUGUAAUACCUGUAGAAACAGGAUUCACAGUUUAUUGUGUGUUCAGUGUUAAUGUGCUGUUUUCACAAAAUUUAAAAUAAAUCUCAGAUUUCUAUA
This is a messenger RNA of Schistocerca nitens (vagrant locust), 1369 nucleotides long. Its product is annotated as CD63 antigen-like. The record is from RefSeq and is a predicted model, not a curated record. Bases 146 to 913 code for a protein of 255 amino acids. Lineage: Eukaryota; Metazoa; Arthropoda; Insecta; Orthoptera; Acrididae. Gene Ontology annotation, cellular component: membrane. The transcript has 6 exons.